CCAUUUCCGCUUCGCUAGCUUGUAGGAUUUCUCUUUUUUGUCGUCCUUCUUCUCGUUGAGCUAAUCAGUUUCGAUCAACUGCUACACCUGCCAGGCGUUUCUCAUAUUUAUCCUCACGCAACAACACUCAACAUGGAUGAUUUUGACAUGCUGAACGCGCCCGCCGCUGGGAACGGUGUCGGUUCGGAGGAGGACCCCGCCGCCGCUUUCUUGGCCCAGCAGGAGAGCGAGAUCGCGGGGAUUGAGAACGACGAAGGCUUCAGCAUCCUGGACAGCGGAGAAGUUCCUUCGUCGCUGACAGACUCGAACGAUGGUGCUGUCAACGGAGAGCUUCAUGGGGAAAGCAACGGUCCAUCAGAUGCCUAUGCAGCAAUCUCCAAUGCAGACAGGCUGCAGGCCGAACCUGAAAGCCUACGCAAGUGGAGGGAGGAGCAAAGGGACAGGCUUGAGUUGCUAGAUGAUAACUCUCGCAAGCAGGAGUCGGAGUGGAAGGAGAAAGCCAAGGUGGAGCUGGAGGAAUGGCAUGCCAGGCAGAACGAGCAGCUGGAGAAAACCAAAACCAAUAACAGGGUGCUGGAUGAAGACUUCUACAAGCAGCCCUUCUCUGAGCUCAUUGGUUAUGUCACACACAUUAACCAUCCUUGCUACCGCCUAGACCAGGCGGCUGAAGAGGCCAUGAUUUCGGAUUUGGAUGAGAACAACCCAGGCACGGAGUGGGAACGGGUGGCUCGGCUCUGCGACUUCAACCCCAAGUCCAGCAAGCAGGCCAAAGACGUGUCCCGAAUGCGCUCCGUCCUCAUCUCCCUGAAGCAGUCCCCGCUAGUCCGCUAGGCAGCCAAGGCUGAAAAAGGUGUCAUUCCAUAUCAACCUCUGUCACCACAUACCAAUCCAACCCAACUCCCCAUGUCCAAACAUCUAUAUUCUGAAGACCAGGGGACUCAAACCCCUUCUGUCCGCAUCUGUUUGCCAUGCACAGCCCCGUGGAUGGAUAUAGCCAGUGGUCCUACCUUCUUCUAUAUCCUCCUGGCUGGGCUGUAGAGAUUAACCUUGAAGCACCAGCUCACCAUUUUCUGCCCCUGAAAGGUUUUCCCCUGUGUGCACCGCUUCCACAGACCAAUCAAGACCUCGUAAAUCCUCUUUUGCAUUGGUUAACAUACUGACAUCAACACCAGGUCUGAUGUUCUGUGGUGCUGUGUAACACUUGUGUAAGAGUGGUGAGACACUAAAAGGGAAGGGUUGUUUGUGUGGGCCUACAGCUACACUACAGCCUGCUUCACAUGGCCCCCAAACAAUAUGAUUCUCCUGAUGCUGUACUCUCUUAAUAUGUCAAACUGGUUGGUUGAUGUUUGUUUUAUUCACCUCCUGCCCUCCAACACAUCGCCUCAUGUUUCCCCAUCCUUCCAAAAAGUCACUUGAGAAGUUUUUCUUUAUUGUUGUUUUUUUAAGGACCAAUCUCGCAGACGAACUCCAAAUUCAGUGUGUGUACUUUGAACUGUGUGUGUAGAGCCUGCUUGUGGCAUAUUGCGUUACAUUAUUCCAAUCUAUGCAUUUCCUUUUGAAAAGCCUCUCCCCUUUCAAGUCAGGAACUGAACGAAGUCCGGUCAUUACAAUAAAUGUGACCCAUUUGUGUGCGUGUUUAAACCUCAACAGCGUGUGUGUACGUACUCUAUUCGUGUACCUAAUGUACAUAUACAGAAGGCAAUAUAUAUACAGUAUAUAAAACGUUUAUGUCACUGAAAUUAGACAGUUGUGGUUUUAAAUAACUAGAUAUUAGCCAGCUGUUGCUUGACCAUGCGUGUUCAUUGUCCAUUUGAUUUCAAUAUCAGUAAAAAGUGAAUGAAA
Acanthopagrus latus (yellowfin seabream) is the source of this 1842-nucleotide messenger RNA. It is a transcript of the gene clta, whose product is annotated as clathrin, light chain A. The transcript has 7 exons. The record is from RefSeq and is a predicted model, not a curated record. The coding region runs from base 133 to 831 and encodes 232 amino acids. Gene Ontology annotation, cellular component: plasma membrane; clathrin coat of coated pit; clathrin coat of trans-Golgi network vesicle. Gene Ontology annotation, biological process: intracellular protein transport; clathrin-dependent endocytosis; clathrin coat assembly. NCBI's taxonomy places the organism in Eukaryota, Metazoa, Chordata, Actinopteri, Spariformes, Sparidae. Gene Ontology annotation, molecular function: structural molecule activity; clathrin heavy chain binding.